AUGCCUCCCGUCGCUGGCGCUGGCGGCAUGGCCGGUCCUUCUACCUUCGACAAAGCCAAGAUGGGCGCCAUGAUGGGUGGCACUGUUGGCCUAUGUAUCGGCUUCAUCUUUGGCGCCACAAACAUCAUCAGAUACGGGCCAGGACCGAAUGGAAUGAUGCGAACACUGGGGCAAUAUAUGCUAGGCUCGGCUGCAACGUUUGGCUUCUUCAUGUCAAUUGGCACAACAAUUCGCACAGAAAGCUCCCCAAUCCUCACAGAAGCCUUCCGAAAGUCCCAAUUGCGGAACGGCAGGCCCAUGAUAAUGCCUCUGGACCGGAUGCAGAAGAGUAGGAGAGUGUCGGAAAUGUCAUGA
This is a messenger RNA of Zasmidium cellare ATCC 36951, 354 nucleotides long. RefSeq lists its product as uncharacterized. Gene Ontology annotation, cellular component: TIM23 mitochondrial import inner membrane translocase complex. The transcript is spliced from 4 exons. Gene Ontology annotation, biological process: protein import into mitochondrial matrix; protein insertion into mitochondrial inner membrane. Lineage: Eukaryota; Fungi; Ascomycota; Dothideomycetes; Mycosphaerellales; Mycosphaerellaceae. Bases 1 to 354 code for a protein of 117 amino acids. The record is from RefSeq and is a predicted model, not a curated record.